This is a messenger RNA of Scleropages formosus (Asian bonytongue), 1264 nucleotides long. Its product is annotated as RDS/peripherin-like protein xRDS35. Gene Ontology annotation, biological process: visual perception. Lineage: Eukaryota; Metazoa; Chordata; Actinopteri; Osteoglossiformes; Osteoglossidae. Gene Ontology annotation, cellular component: plasma membrane. The record is from RefSeq and is a predicted model, not a curated record. Bases 43 to 1107 code for a protein of 354 amino acids. The transcript is spliced from 4 exons.
CACCCCUGAAGUGAGAGCGCCGUGCCCGGCUCCUCCGCCACCAUGGCGGUGAUGAAGAUGAAGUUCACCUUCCAGAAACGGGUGAAGCUCGCCCAGGGGCUGUGGCUGCUCUCCUGGGUCGCCUGUGUCUGCGGAGCCAUCACCUUCACCCUGGGCGUCUUCCUCAAGACGGAGCUGCGCAGGAGGAGCGAGGUGAUGGACAACACCGAGAUCCACGCAGUACCCAACACGCUCAUGAUAGUGGGCCUGGCCUCCAUAGGCAUCAACUACUUUGCCGGACGCAUCUCCCAGGAUGCCCUGGACCCCAGCCGUUUCCCACGAUGGAAGAGCUUCCUGCAGCCCUUCUUUACCGUGGCCAUCUUCUUCACCUUACUUAUGCUGGUGACGGUUAUCAUGAGCUAUGCCAUGAAGGGAAACCUGGAGGCCUCGCUGAAGAUCGGCCUGAAGAACGGCAUCCGCUUCUACAAGGACACAGACACGCCAGGCCGCUGCUUCCAGAAGCAGACCAUCGACAGGCUACAGAUGGAGUUCCAGUGCUGCGGCAAUACUGACUUCCGCGACUGGUUCGAGGUGCAGUGGAUCAGCAAUCGCUACCUGGACUUCAGCUCCAAGGAAGUUAAGGAUCGCAUCAAGAGCAAUGUGGACGGGCGCUACCUGGUGGACGGGGUCCCCUUCAGCUGCUGCAACCCCUCAUCCCCCCGGCCCUGCAUCCAGUACCGUCUCACCAACAACACCGCCCACUACAACUACGAGUAUCAGACCGAGGAGCUCAACAUCUACAUCCGCGGCUGCCGGGAGGCCCUGGUCAAUUAUUACAUGGGCCUGAUGAACACCAUCGGUGGAGUGGUGCUCUCCAUCUUCCUUGUCCAGAUGUCUGUGCUGGUGAGCCUGCGCUUCCUGCAGACUUCCAUGGAGGCCGUGGCCGGGCAGGAGAACGUCGAGAUCGAGACAGAAGGCUACGUCCUGGAGAAGGGGGUGAAAGAGACGGCUAAGGAAUUCAAGGACAAGGUGCUCAAGCUUCUCCAACUGAACCAAGUGCAGGCAGCCGAGGGUGGGGAGCAGAAAGCAGAGGCUGGGGCCGCCGCACCCGCCACGCCGGCCAGUUAAGGGACACGAAUGAGAGUUCCCGAGGAGAGAAAGGCGAUACUUCAUUCAAUGUAACGUCACUUUUUCGAUUGCCCACUUUCUUUGUUUUUUAUCCCCCUUGUUUCACGCCGUUCCCUCUUAAUGCAUUCAUAGUUCACACACACACACACACACACAC